AGCACCAAUCUUUUACAAGUAGUACUGAACGCUAAAGAGUAGCUUCAGACAUGUCCAACCGUCCCGAAGAACGAAAUCAAGACGCCACGGUAUAUGUUGGAAAUGUAGAUGAUCGGGUCUCUGAAGGAUUACUGUGGGAGUUGAUGUUGCAAGCUGGGCCAGUUGUCAAUGUACAUUUGCCAAAAGACCGUGUCACUCAGCAACAUCAGGGGUAUGGGUUUGUGGAGUACAUGUCAGAGGAAGAUGCGGAGUAUGCGAUCAAGAUUAUGAACAUGAUCAAACUCUUUGGUAAACCGAUACGAGUAAACAAAGCUACAUCCGAUAAAAAGAAUCUCGAAGUCGGUGCGUCGCUCUUUAUCGGAAACCUGGAUCCAGAUGUGGACGAAAAACUGCUAUACGAUACCUUCUCUGCGUUCGGCGUAAUUGUACAAACACCCAAGGUCGCUCGGGAUCCGGAUACAGGGAACUCGAAGGGAUACGGAUUUGUGGCAUUCGAUAAUUUUGAGUCUUCAGAUGCGGCGAUUGAGGCAAUGAAUGGGCAGUACUUGAUGAAUAAGGCGAUUACGGUGUCAUAUGCAUUCAAGAAGGACGGAAAAGGAGAGCGGCAUGGAAGCGCCGCGGAGCGAUUGCUGGCCGCGCAAGCGCGGAGAAAUCAACCUGCACAUCUGCCGAACCGGUUUUUUGCCGAUAUUCCUGGACGACCAGGAAUGCCUGUUGUGCCAGUGGCAAUGCCUGUUCCUCCUGCACCGAUGCCAGUGGCACCACCCGUACCCCAGGCAGCAGCCCCACCGCCUUUCAUGGGCCGUCCACCAGUGCCACCAUUUGGAGGAUUUCCUCCUGGACCACCGCCAGGCGGAUUUCAGCCCCCGCCGCCACGCCCUAUGCCACCUGGACCUCCCCCUAUGCAACGCCCACCAGGUCCUCCACCUGCAUUCCCUGGCCGACCACCCAUGCCACCCCCACCCUUCCCAGGCCAAGGCUUCCCGCCACAACAAGGAUUUCCACAAGGUCAUUUUCCUCCUCCACCACCACAGUGGGGUGCUGGUCGAUAAUGGAAAGUGCGAGAUCUGCUCUUCA
Messenger RNA from Spizellomyces punctatus DAOM BR117, 1077 nucleotides. RefSeq lists its product as uncharacterized. Gene Ontology annotation, biological process: positive regulation of mRNA splicing, via spliceosome. Lineage: Eukaryota; Fungi; Chytridiomycota; Chytridiomycetes; Spizellomycetales; Spizellomycetaceae. The coding region runs from base 51 to 1052 and encodes 333 amino acids. The transcript has 4 exons. Gene Ontology annotation, molecular function: RNA binding. The record is from RefSeq and is a predicted model, not a curated record. Gene Ontology annotation, cellular component: U12-type spliceosomal complex; nucleolus.